Messenger RNA from Myxocyprinus asiaticus (Chinese sucker), 3759 nucleotides. RefSeq names its product CDAN1 interacting nuclease 1 (gene cdin1). Gene Ontology annotation, biological process: erythrocyte differentiation. Bases 112 to 891 code for a protein of 259 amino acids. The transcript has 12 exons. Gene Ontology annotation, cellular component: nucleus; cytoplasm. Lineage: Eukaryota; Metazoa; Chordata; Actinopteri; Cypriniformes; Catostomidae. The record is from RefSeq and is a predicted model, not a curated record.
UCUGUGACGUCACCUUUGAAGCCGUUCGCGGGAGUUGAUGAGGAAGUGCCGCUAAAGCCUUUCAUGUUUUUAUCAUGUUUUUAAUAGUGUUUUAAUUAUCAUCAUUCAGUGAUGGAUUCAGCGCUGUCAGCUGUCACAGAUAAACAGGAGACUAAGAUGGAGAUUUGUAGAGCAGAUUAUAGAACCAUUGCCAAAUUCAUAGAGCAGCUGCGACCCACACGACAGUGCAUGAAGAUCCUGAAAACACAGUUUCCACAUCUUUGUGCGUCCACUCUUCUGAGCAUCUUCUCCCAGGAGUACCAGAAGAGAAUGAAGCGCAGUAUUGCGAGACAUCAUGCCCCUGACGUGGUUAAAGGAUACUACCAGAGGUACCGCAGUGAAGCUGAGACGCGUCCUACAGAACCCGUUCUACUGGAGCUCGCCAACCAGGUGGACGUGUCUCCUGCUCUGUUGGCUCGUGUGGUGGUGGAGUGUUUUGUGGAGGAAACUGAAGGUGCAGUCCCUUCCAGACAUGUUCUCAACAACAUGCUGCGAGAGCCGUAUUUAAUUCCAGACCGGCUGUUGGCUAAACAUGUGGAGCAGUGCACAGUUAAUGACUGCUGUUAUGGACCGCUGGUGGACUGCAUCAAACAUGCUAUUGGUGUGGAACAUGAAGAAAUUCUACGAGACAAACUGAGAGAGAGAAAGCUGUCGUUUUUAGAUGAAAACCAGCUGCGGGCCAAAGGAUAUGACAAGACACCUGACAUUAUUCUAGAGGUGCCGAUAGCUGUUGAAGGUCAUAUCGUUCACUGGAUUGAGAGCAAAGCUUCAUUUGGAGAUGAUCACAGUCAUCACACUUACCUGAAUGAACAGUUCUGGAGUUACUGCAACAGGGUUAAACUGUCGCACUGAUAAACGCCUGAGUCUACCAACCCCCGAAGCACUGACAAUCAGCCUGAUCUCCUGAGGGACGCUGUGUGGCUUUACCGUGACCCCUUCAUGUCGCCGUUUGAUUCCUUCAUUCCAUGUUUGGAGUAUUUAACAUGGCGUUUGAUCCACUGGAUAAUUCAUUUAGCUCGUGUCUCAGAGCUGGUCUGAAGUCUCAGUGGCUUUAGAGAUGCAGAGGUGGACACAACACCCACUUGACUUCUGUUUACUUUGUAAAAUUUUAAAAUGACGUGAAAUAUGAUUUGUGCUGCAGCUUGUAGAGAAGACAUCACCGUUGACUCGAGAGAUUAACGACAGCUUUUAUCUCUAGAGCAGCUUUAGCAAGUCAGAAUGUUCCAGAAUUUCAGCUGAUGAUAUCUUCAAGCCGUCUUUUUGUCAUUUUUAAAUUGUUCGUUCAAAUAUCACCUAGUGCACAGGUGGGUGGCUACAGUGGCCUAAGCCAUUGCCCCUUUGCCCUACUGGGCUGAGGUGCCCCUCUGGAGAAAGUAAUUUCAUUUCCAUAUAUUCAUUUUGCAGAUGCUUUUUAUCAACAAUAUCAAAGCAAUUUUUAUGUAAUGCUUAGUACAAUACUGUCUGCGGGAUUUUUUUUAUUGUGAGUUUAUGUAAACAUGCGCUGGACAGCCGGCUUCGACUGUUGCAUUGCGUCUCUUUUUUGCAGGCAGCGGAUCAGGACUGAAAGGAGGAGGGGGAGAGGGGCCUUGAGUGGGUCAAACGCUUGAUCCUUGAUCAGGCCCAAAUGCGUUAAAAACUUGCAUUAUUUCAUAAGGUGAAUGAUCAGAUCACAGAGCUAACGUAAGUCUAUAAAAAAUAAUAAGUUUUAUUCAUUUUGUUGUUAUUUCAACUUAAAUGUAGGCUUUCCAAUUACUACAAUAGCUGCACAGCUAAAUCAUAAUUUUAUCAUAUAAAUGAUGAAUAAUUAUAAAGAUAAAGUGAGCCCUUGAACUGUUGCUGAACUGAAUAUAUGAAGCAAGCUGUCUGCUACAAUUUACAAAAGUAUAUAAACAUAUUAAGGCUAUGUCAGUCCUAUAAAUAUAAUUAACAGUGAACACAGAAAUAAUAACAAUUAAAUAACCAUGAAAUGGAAUUUAACUGCAUUAUGUUGAAUAACACCCAGUCUACAUAUCAGGCAUGCAUAUAGUGUUGCACACUGUUUAUAGUAUCACACCUUCACAGAAAAGAAGAUAGAGAGAGAAAGAGAGAGAGUGGAGGGAGGCUGCUAAAGGGAGUGUUUCUUUGCCAAGCUGGAUUCAAAACACCAGCAAGCAAGCAGGUGAAUCAUGAUGAAAAUAUAUAACAAAAGAUCUUUCACACUGCCGCUCUAAAGUUUUUUUCCUAAAAUCAUUUGCCAUAGGAGAAAGUAAUGUAUUACUUUGUGUUUAAAAGUAAAGAAUAUUUUAAGUUAAACUAAUAUUAAUAUUAUACAGAAUAAAAAAUGUGUACAGAUAUAUACAUUAUUCUAAAUGAGGUGUAUAUUUAGCAUAAUAAUAUAAAUAGAUAAUACUAUUCUAGAUUACAAUAAAAGUGUAAUUCUUCCAACCAAUAUGACACAACCACAAGGCCCCAGGUCAGAGAAUGAGGGAGAGUCUUCUGAGCAUCAGGAGCAGGUACUGGUGAGAGGAUUUCAGUGUAAUGUAAAGGGACAUAAUACUAAGUGUUUGAUAAGGAGUAGAGCCUGACCGAUAUGGGAUUUUUGAGACCGAUACCGAUUUUAGAGAGGGAAAAUAUGGUGACCGAUAUAUUUAAUUUUUGAGCUGGAAUGAAAACAGACCUUUUCUAUGUGGAUUGUGCACCGAUUUUGCACUGAUAUGACUAUGCAAAGGUACACAGAAGGCUGCUUUCUUAAAUAUUUUUAUCAAAGAAUAUUUGACAUUAUUAUUAUACAUUCUCAACAAAUACUAGAAAUGAACACUGAGAAAAUAAAGAAUAAAUAAAAAUACAAUAAAUAGCUAAAUAAACAUCAGUACUGUUUAGUAUCAGUCAAUUGCUGACCAUUAAAAUAAAGAAUAAAUAAAAAUACAAUAAAUAGCUUAAUAAACAUCAGUAGUACUGUUUAGUGUCAUUCAAAUGCUGACCAUUAAAAUAAAGAAUAAAUAAAAAUACAAUAAAUAGCUAAAUAAACAUCAGUACUGUUUAGUAUCAGUCAAAUGCUGACCAUUAAAAUAAAGAAUAAAUAAAAAUAAAAUAAAUAGCUUAAUAAACAUCAGUAGUACUGUUUAGUAUCAGUCAAUGGCUGACCAUUAAAAUAAAGAAUAAAUAAAAAUAAAAUAAAUAGCUUAAUAAACAUCAGUACUGUUUAGUAUCAGUCAAUUGCUGACCAUUAAAAUAAAUAAAUAAAAAUAAAAUAAAUAGCUUAAUAAACAUCAGUACUGUUUAGUAUAAGUCAACUGCAGACCAUUUAAAUAAAGAAUAAAAUAAAAUAAAAUAAAUAGCUAAAUAAACAUUAGGGGUGGUUGCACCAGAUAUAAGUACGUUACAACUUAGCCUAGUUGUGGCGUAAAUGGGCACUAAGUCACAAUUUACGCUCUACUAAAUAUUUGAGCGUUGCGCCAUCAAAUUUAUGUAGGACGUAAACCUACGUAUAAACUAAAUAUAUACGGCAGCCUCCGACCAGGAGUAACUGAUGAAAUAAAAAAGCAGACUCAUUUAAUGACAUCAAUGAGCUCAUGUUUUGGUUGACAGGCAUCAGUCCUUUCGACAUAUAUGAUUGUGUUGGCAUUUACACUCGUUUACAUUUAUGAGAGAUAGAGAAAAAAAUGAUCAGCAUGAAACUGAUCUAACAGUGCCAUUUUUAGAGUGCGUCGCCCGGUGUCAAGUUUCAACACAUUCAAAAUA